Catharus ustulatus (Swainson's thrush) is the source of this 896-nucleotide messenger RNA. Its product is annotated as adrenodoxin-like. NCBI's taxonomy places the organism in Eukaryota, Metazoa, Chordata, Aves, Passeriformes, Turdidae. Gene Ontology annotation, molecular function: 2 iron, 2 sulfur cluster binding. Gene Ontology annotation, biological process: P450-containing electron transport chain; positive regulation of oxidoreductase activity. Bases 69 to 608 code for a protein of 179 amino acids. Gene Ontology annotation, cellular component: mitochondrion. The transcript is spliced from 4 exons. The record is from RefSeq and is a predicted model, not a curated record.
CCCAGCUGUAUAAGUCCCUGAUCAAGCUGUCCUUGCAUCAAAGGACAGCUCAGGGGACACGGAGCAGGAUGGCUCACGGCAUCUUGGGGCUCAUGCGGCCCUUGCGGAGCCGACUGAACGCGAGCAAAAUCCGCCUAGUUCUUCUCUGUGGUGUGACUGAGCAGCACCACAGCCCAGCAAAGUGGUCAGAAAGAGGCUUCAGCUCCACACAGGAUGGCCCUGGGGAAUCAAGCUCUGAGGAUCAGGUGACAGUGCAUUUCAUAAAUCGGGAUGGAGAGCGACUUACGACCACAGCCAAAGAAGGGCAGAGCUUGCUGGAAGUGGUAGUCAAUCACAACCUGGCCAUUGAUGGAUUUGGUGCCUGUGAAGGGACGUUAGCCUGCUCUACCUGUCACCUCAUCUUUGACAAGGACACCUUCCAAAAGCUUGGUGCCAUCUCAGAUGAAGAGCUAGACAUGCUGGACUUGGCGUACGGGCUCACUGACACAUCACGCCUUGGCUGCCAGGUGUGUGUGAAGAAGUCAAUGGAUGGUGUGACAGUGAGGGUCCCCAUGGAUGUGUCGGACAUCAGGAAGCAGCUGGAUGUUGGAAAGCAAAGCAAACAGUAACUGGAAAUGACUGCUACUCAACUCACAUCCUCGUUUAGUCGUGGCAGGGUACUUAGCUUUUGGUUGACACUAUUGCUUUUUGUGGCUGGCUUGCAGUAGGCCAUAAAGGUCUGAUUCAGUAUAAAAGGCGUGUUUGGCAAAUCUCGUAUUUAAACAAGGCAUCAUGCUUAAUAGGGUCUUUGGUGUGUAUUUUAAGCGCUUAAAUGCUCUGCUGAAUGCAACUGGAUUAAAGUGUAUGGCUUUAUAUUUCCCUGGGUGGGUGUCAGCAAAUAUCUUUGCUGUAUGUGA